This is a messenger RNA of Cercospora beticola, 3559 nucleotides long. Its product is annotated as ankyrin repeat domain-containing protein. Gene Ontology annotation, molecular function: protein binding. NCBI's taxonomy places the organism in Eukaryota, Fungi, Ascomycota, Dothideomycetes, Mycosphaerellales, Mycosphaerellaceae. The record is from RefSeq and is a predicted model, not a curated record.
GUCCUCCUGCUGCCGCUGCCAUGGCCACCACGAGCUUUCGGCCCAAAUGUGGUGUCCCCUUCAGAUUAGCCACAUUCGAGGUGUACCAUGGUUGGCUGGCAUGAGCUGAAAUGCAGGAUCGCUUGCGGAUCACUGUAAUAUGUACACGGCUACCUGUGAAGAGCAGUGCCUUUUACCCCCUCCUGGCCGUGGUCACCAGCAGCAUUCAUCAACAUUGCAAGUCGCAAAGGUCAACAAUGAAUGGCUACGACGCCGCGCAACAUGCCUUCUAUACAGUCUUCCUGACGUUGCAUGCCGUAUACUACGGCUGCGAGAUCGUGACUCGGACUCCGUUGACCAAGCUCGGCCAGGAAGUGAGAGCAUUGCCAAAACGAAUGGCAUCUUCUUUGACCUCGAAAUCACAUCCUACCCAAGACGAAAAUGAAGUCAUAGGCUCGACGGAAGCAGCACAGGUCGAUCAAUCAAGUGGUGCGGGGAACGAUGGGGCCGAAGCUCCCACCAAGCAAGGCCAGCUCGUUCACAUCGACAGUGCACAAGAAGAACGAAUCGCAAGUCAAAUUGUGCGAAACUCCAAACUGCCCCUAUUUGCGUGGAUCAUUUGCCUUCCAGGCUGGCUGUGGGCCUUUAGCAUCAUCCCGGCCUUGCUACAGCUACUCACGAAUGUAGCGCCAGGACAUGCUCUACCUCUGACCACACUCGUAUCGGACUGGAAUGUCAACAGGACCAUCGGCUCAGAUAUUCGCCUUCUCACCGACGUCAACCCUGACAUAGGGGGCCUUGGAAUUCGGAUUGGAUUCUAUAUACCGUUCGGCUUGGCCUUCUUGACACUUGUAGCUGGCUUGUUCCACAUGGAAGACAGUGCCGCCAAGGAAAUUGGAAGCGCAUUGCUGAUAACUGAGUCUUCACCGUGGAGCCAACUUACGCAGAUGCAAGAUGGCGGACUAUUGACCUGCUGUCCAGCACUCUUCUAUAUCAACUUCAAUUCAGUCAAAGCCGCAACUCCAGGGUACAAGCAGCUUACCUUUCCCGAGGUGGUGCUUGUAUAUAUAAGCCUUGAUCUUGCGGCCGCCACAUUGCACAUGACGACUUCCGCAAAAGAUACUCUCGCGGCGCGGAAAUUCAUCUUCGCCUCCACACUCAACCAGUUGGUUGCCUACGGGAACAUCAUAGCCAUGCUCGCCCGCAUACGGCACAACUACAAGGGUCUAGACUGUACUCACCUCGUCUGGUGGAGCCGAAUCGAUUCCUGCACAGGCCCAUCCGAACCAGUGUGGAUGCAUAUCGCUAUACGUGGCCUGAUCCUCUUGCAUGGCAUUUGGCUCGACUGGUGUCACACUUUCAGCUUCGAUAGCAUCGAGGAAGAUUGGUCAGAGCCAGCCCCGGCCGACCAGGAUACCGAUGAUGACAAAGGCGAGAUAUCUAAAUAUCCUUAUGCUUCCUUACCGGGCACGGUCUUUUCGAAAUGGGUCGACUGGCUGAACUCUACAAUAGUCGCGAUAUCCAGUCUGGAGGUGAUUGUGGCUCGGCUUCCACCAGACGCCAGCAUCACUGACUGGGGCCAGAGCGCAGCUCUCGUACUUGCCAUUGCAGGUGCAAUACACUGGUUCUACGUGUUGACAUGGCAGGUAGGCCGCAAGUUGUGGAAGGGCCGAGAGACACGUGCGCUUAAUUUCCCUCGCUACCACAAAGACUGGAAUCCGAGCAUCACUGGCACUGGCGACGAUCUCAUCCGUGCAUCAAAGGCUGGAGACUUGAAGAAGAUCCGUCGCGCAUUGAAGCAUGAUGCGAAGAUAAAUUAUGUGGACCCCAACGGCCGUAUGACUGCCUUGCUUUACGCCGUCCAACGAGAUCAUGUCGACCUCGUUCGAGAGCUCAUGUCGGCAAAUUACAAGGCCAGCCCGUCUGUACCACAGACGAGACCGGCAUUGCUAUUUGCAGUUGAGAGCGGCAGCAAAAAGACACUGAGAUUCUUCACUGACACCAAAAAUCUCAGUUUGAGUGAGCUGGACAACGACAGAGAUGCGAUCUGGUUUGCGACGCGGUACGGACGGCUGCAAACGAUCGAGCUGCUCAUCGAGGCCUGGAAGAAGAAAUCACCGACCGAUGGCAUCAGGACUGCACUCAAGCUCGCUGAUGAGCGCCGGGAGCCAGUACUAGCGGUAGCUGUUGAGGCACAGCAUGAGGAAGUGGUGAAAUAUUUGGUCAAACAACUUCGCGACGCCAAGUUGACUCCUUCAUAUGCUAAAGCGCUGGCAAAAGCAACGCAGCUGCGUGAUGAGACUGCGCUAAAUGCCUUGCUCACAUUCAAUCCGAACCCAGAGACUAUUCGGACGCCACUGUGCCAGUGGCCCCUGCUGCAUGACGCUAUUGCAACUCGGAAGGCUGACAAUAUCAUCGAAUUCUUGGCUAAGUCUUACCGCACCAUCCUCAACACUGUUGACGUGUUUGAUGCGGUGGGCCGGACUCCACUUGGACUUGCUGCAAUACAUAAUGACGAGGAUACUGCCAGUUUACUUUGGGAUUUGGCGCCGAUCCAUUCGCGAAGAGACCGAACGACACCAAAGAUGGGAAUACACCGUUCCUAUUGGCAUAUAAAGAAGCCAGAAGCCGUGAGGCUGAUUUCAUAUGGCCUGAGGACGAGGACUAUAUAAGGUCGCCGUGCCAUAGGAUGAUCUGGAGCGUGUUAGAUACGCAAGCAUUCUUAAGCAAAUUACUGGCUCUCCCCGAGGAUGUUCUGGGAUGGCUCUUCAAACUCGACUUUCUUCAUUUUGAAAGAAAAGUAGGACGUACACCCAUGCCAAUGCUGAUCCAUGCGCUCAAAGCUCCGACCGCCACACCUCUGAAGUGUCUUUUCCAUCACCCUGAGGCGCUUUCCAAAACCAUUCUGUUACGCCUUCCGUUGGAUUGUUCAGCAAUAUGCGAGGCAGAACAUAGCGAACGGAAUCACAACAUCAGAACCAGAGCUUCGUGUCGAGAUAGCUGGGUACUUAGACAGACAACUUUCGCAAAUGCCGGCUGACUUUUUGGAAACGUGUGAGGGAAAACUGGGACCUGCUGGUCCCUGGAAUGACAACUUACCCGAGAUUGGUGAAGUAUUUCGGAAAUACUCUUUCACUGUGGAGAAGCAGUGGCAAGAACCUUCGAAUUCGAGUUAUAGUGACUAUUGCAGAAUGAGAAAGAUUUGAUUGGAUCACUGAGGGAAGAAAUUGGCGAUGGGGCUCUCACUGGAACCUGCGAUGAUGCGGGCAAAGUCCAUCGCAUGUUCCAGAAGAAUCGCAACGAGGUGGGGCAAGGAAAGCAGCAUCGAUUGCUGCUUCGUGCUUCAUUGCUGUUACCAAUGGGCAGCGUUCCGAAUGCUACACAGUUUCGUGACUGGAGCACUAGGCCAUUUGGGAUGCCCUGAUUUGUCUCGCGUCGAAAAAUAGGCCAUGCUACCAUCCACGCCAGUCGCUUCGUGUAAAUGCACUUUUCACGGCGGUACGGUAUGCAACCGACAGUUCGCUGAUCUUCUGCGGCCCUGUCGACGAUCAGAUUCAAGGUGCGCAAGCGGCGAGUCGAG